Molecule: messenger RNA, 12792 nt
Organism: Xyrauchen texanus (razorback sucker)
Lineage: Eukaryota; Metazoa; Chordata; Actinopteri; Cypriniformes; Catostomidae
Product: BAH and coiled-coil domain-containing protein 1
Exons: 29
Coding region: 299-8596 (2765 amino acids)
Molecular function (GO): chromatin binding
Source: RefSeq, a predicted model, not a curated record
GCCCGAGACCGGCGAGCGACAACCACACAAGGGGACACUUGGACUAAACCAAUGAAAUAUGCUUUUUAAAGAAGCGACAUAUUUGAUCUAAACAUCGUUCUUUAAUUCUAAUAAAUAUAUAUAUAUAUAUAUUUAUUGUUAUGCAAGGAUAUAACAAACCAAAAAGAUGAUUGUGAACGUCAGCGUGAGCAGGAGAGGCGAGCUUUCCACUAAAACCUUCACCCCAUACGGAUUACAGUACAUACAUUUCAUCUGAUUUCUGCUCGAUUUUUGGAUUAUAUCGGCUAUAUUCUCCGGGAUGGAGGGCCGUGAUUUCUCCGCUCCAGCGCACCUCCUUUCAGAGCGGGCCACUUUGGUGCAUCGCGCCGCCUCUCGCAUCUCCUCCAGCGGCCACGGCUCUGUUCAACACCCGCCUCAUUUUCCACCCGGGAAAUAUUAUCCAUCGCAUUUACCAAUGGCGGCGCAUUCAGGCAGUGGACUGAUGGGCAACUCGUCAGCCUCGUUCAUGGGGACGUUCCUGGCCAGCAGUCUAGGUUCUCCUCCAUCGCACCCGCCACACCCCUCCAGACCUCCAACCUCUCCUUCCUCUCCUCCUUAUCGUGGGGGUCCGCACUCCAGUUCCUCACAGAUCUGGUUCCCUCACUCACAUGAAGCAGUCCCAGGGUAUCCUCGCUUCUCAGGGAGUCUGGCCCAUACCUUUCUUCCCAUAAGCCAUUUGGAUCACCAUGCCAACAGUGGGGUGCUCUAUGGGCAACACCGUUUCUAUGAUACACAAAAAGAGAACUUCUAUUUAAGAAGCCUUCCAUCCCAGACCCCACUCAUCUCAGCCAAUCACAGCAUCCAGCCCAUAUCGAGGAUGGGGCCUGGACAAUCCCAGGGCUCAUGCAGCAGGGACAGAGAUGCAGGAAGUGGGUUGAGCCUGCACAAGGGCCUUAAAGAUACUAGCAUAGACAGAGGCGUGGUUUCAGUCUCCAAGGAUAAAGACAGGCCUAGUAGUAAACAGGACCGCCAUCAACACAGUCACCAUCAGCUACCCCAUCAUCAUCCUCUCCAAUCCCAGCUCCACCCACAACACCCAGUCUCUUUGGAAGAGAUGAAUUGCAGGGGACACAAAGCAAACCUGCCUAUGGAGUGCAAGGAUCAUCCACAAAUCAUGGGAAAGCCUCUUAGUGCCUGUCUGCUCAAUGGGAAGAUGUUGAAUGGGGAACACGGGACUAGAGUUAAGGUCUCUAUGAAUAGUUGUGGUGGUGAUGGAGUGGGUAGAGGUAAUGUAGGCUCCAAUAGUGUCCAAAGCAGGCAUGUUGGGGGCAGCAGUAAUGGGCACUGCACCAAAGAGGAGGUAAGUGGGGAGAUGCGGAUCAGUGAGCAGCCUCCUACGGCCUGUCUGGAGCGGAGUCAGGCAAUGCAGCAUUCCUUGCCCUACUCAGUGCCUUCUCCACUGCCCAUGGGCUCUGCUGCUGGAGGGGGGCAUCCAGGUGGCUUCAACUGUUUGCAGCUUCAUCCCGGCCACCCCCAUCACCCAAACCACAACCGGCACUCACACCAUCACCCAGACUUCUUCUGCUCUCCUCCGCCAGUCUGUGUGGGAAACCCUUCCUUACACGAUAAAGGGAUCAAUAGUAGUGGCUGUAGAGACCCCAAAGUGACUGAAGCCACAUUUGUACCAUCUGUUAGCCACCUUGGGGAGAAAACUGAAGACCACUUCCAGCUGGGCAGCUCUGAGUGCCAAGGGGUUGGGGGUGGAGGGAAUAGUGUAAAAGAGAAGACCUUGGAAAAGAAUUCCAAUGGGGGGCAUCAUGGGAACUGGCCCAGGAAACAGCAGCAAACUCCAACCCAGCUGCAACAUCCCUACAGAAAAGCUGAAAAAGCCUCAGAUUGGAUACACAACCACCACCAUCACCUGCAGCAACCACAACGGCAGCAGCAGCAGCAGAACCAUUCUCAGCACCAGACUGUGCGUUCCAGAAGUGCGGACUGCAUUAACAGUGUGGAAAGAGACAUCUACAGAACUACUCUGGCCCAUGAGUCAAAAGCUGUUCAUCCCUUACCCAACCAACCCAACACCAACCUCCAACCCUACAGGGACUGCUCCCACUCUGGACCUCCAACCAUUCUUUCACCUCUUGCAGGAAAGACCAUGGGCCAGCACGUUGGUGCAGGAAGACAAGGAAGCUUCUCAAUGCCAAGAGAUGGACAAAAGGUUGCCCGCAUUCGCCACCAACAGCAUGGUAGGUCUGGCCCAGAGUCAACUGGUGCAGACCUAAACCAGGCUAAUGGAAACCAGGAGUUGAAGAGGAAUAUGUCUCCUUAUAGCUACUACAACAACAACAUGCAGCAUCACCCACAUCAGCAACCGUCAGUGCCACCUUGGAACAUGCAACCUCACCAAAUGCACUCUGAAGAGGACCAGCACAAAUCUUACAUCGAAUCAAACAGUGGAGCUGCCAACAACAGACCACCUACACAGCAGCAGCAGCAGCAGACAGCUGGAAUGGGUCCCCCUCUUCCUCCGCUUCAUCCGGCCCCUCCUCAAAACCAGCAGGAAGUCACAGGCUCACAGGGAGAGAACAGUGCCAUGAAGAACCUUCUGAAGUACAGCAACCAGCAGCCUCUCCUUUCCCAGAAGAGCCCAUUUGGAGGGCUCGGGAGCCUAAAAACAGGGCCAAAUAGCACCAGCUGCUCUCUUCAGGGGAGUAAGCAGACCCUUCCCUCCAGAAAAGGUCAAAGCCAUGAGAGUGAGCGAGCUGAUUGUGGGGGACGGGGCAGAGAGAUAGGAGAGGACCCACAUGUAGAAGGGGAGGUGCGACAGCCUCCAGUGGGGAUUGCAGUUGCUGUGGCACGACAGAGAGACCCAGCCUGUCAGCCAUCAGGCAGCCAUCCCGGUAGCCGACAGGGGCGGGUGCUGUCCGCCAUGAAAGGCACUCCACGCUCCAUGUACCCUUCACAAUCACCUGGUGAGGAGGAGAGGAAAAGGAUGAGUGUAGAGCACAUGGGUCAUCGGUGCCUCGAUAGAGAACGAGACACUUAUAUCAGGGAUAACAAGGAAAGAGUGGAAUUUGCACACAUCCAUCCAUCUAACAGUUGCCAUGGUGACCUCACCUCUCAUAUCAUGGUGCCAAGUGGCACUUCAAUGCAGCCUAACCAGUUAGGAAACCCGACUGUGCAUACGCACUCAGCUCACCACCACUGGAUGCCGCGCACAGGAAGUCCCUCCCUCUGGAUGACGGAUCACUCGUAUGGCAUUGGCCACACAGCUUUGCAUCAGAAUCUGCCCCCGGGGUUCUCUGCAGCUAUGCCUGCCCCCCUUCAGUCAGUCCUUCCACUACCCCAGGACCCCUCCGCCCAACUGAUGGUACUGCCCAGCGAUCCUGCCACACACCCAGCCAGCCACCUUGACAUGAUGGAGCAGCCUGGUCUAUGGCCCCCAGUCUACAGGGCCCGAGGGGCCCACUCCCACAUGCAGCAUCCUGCUGUGUAUUCUCGCUCGCAGUUUCUACGACAACAAGAGCUUUAUGCUCUCCAUCAACACCAGCAGCUGCAGCAUCAGCAGCUCCCGAGCCAUCAGCCUCCGGCUCCAUCCCACAGAGCAGCAAACAAUAUGGAGCCACAGUACAGAGCUGGACACAGCCAGGUGCAGAAGAAACCUGAGGAGCAGAGCAUGGAGCUAGAAGACAUUCUGUCUGACCCCAGGACUCCCAAACCUGCCAAGUGCUACAACUACGGCCCAUCUAACCGGGCCUCCUCACCUACCAGGGGCUCCAUUUCCCACUUGUCGCCCUGCUGUCAGUCCCCUUGUAUGCGACCUCACCCUAAAAGCACACCCUCUACCCCCUGCCCUGCCCUAAGUCCGGUAGCUGCAACACCCCGCUCACCCGCAAUCAGCCCAUCCCCAUCACAACUGCCCAAAGCUGCAGAGUCCCAGGACAAACAGGUGGAAGGGCAGCCACGCCAGGACUACCCUCAGUCCAUGGAGCCUGAUCUGCCACCUAGAUACACCUAUCCAGAAAUUGGCAUGGCAUACCGGAAUAGCCCCAUGUCUCAAGAUGUCCAGUUGGCAGAGCCUGCUAAUCUGGAAGCUGUUCAGAUUGAAGCCAUUGAGCAUGCUCCACCUGCUCUCUCCAAUUUAGGAAAAGGCCUGGAAUGUCAUGCAAUGGUGAGGUCACUAAAUGAACCACAAGAACCAGUGGUGGAAGAAGAUGCCACCAGUCUGGUUGAAGAACAGCCAGAGUUUGCACAAGGGGAGGAUAUGGAGACAGUAAUGGUAAUGGGUUGCUGUGAACCUCUAGCGGCUGAUCAGGGAAAGGAACAGCCAGAAUUGCUCAUCUGCCCACCUGCUGAAGGUCCAGUUUGUGAAGUAGGACAAGGAAUUAUUCUAUCGUCUAAGGAAGAAGUCCAUCAAGGUGACCCAACUAUUACAUGUGAAGAAGAAAAUGGUGAAAACCUACAUCCUCAAGAGAACAGAGAAAUUGAGACACAGGAAGAUAUAGGAGCUUCAUUGCCGGAACAAAAAAGUUUUCCUGAUUGUUUACCCAACCAGUUGCCAAACACCACCACCCAGGCAGAGGUUACAAUUAUGGGAGAAGAAGAUCAACAGAAAAACUGCGUGGAAAUACCAUCUCCAUUGCCGAAUGCCUGCUCUCAGAGUCUUGCUUCAAGCUGCUGGAGUUUGGAGCUCCUGAUUGCUGCAGCCUUCUUUGGGGACUGUCCUCCACCCUCUCCACCUUCCUCAUCCCCAUACCAAAAAUAUUGUGGCCCACUUAACUCCAACUGUCAUGGCAUGGAAUUGCUGAGUGAGCUGGCUGAUCUGGAACUGCAACAGUAUCAGCGAAGUUGUGGUAAAACUCUAGUAGAGGAUCAAUGGAUUUUCGACCUACAGAGUCUUGCUACUUUGGCAGCAGCUCGCGCCCUUGAAUUAAACUCACAGGAGAACAGUGCCACAGAUGCCAAGAAGCAGUAUCCCGCUCAAAGAACCAUCAACCUGCGAAGAAAAUGCAACUGGACUCCUCGCCACGAGCCGGUGUGUCCAGCGAAAGGUGUUAUGGACAGUAUGGAUGGUCCAGAGCUGGAGCUGCGCGUGAGACUAGCAGAGCUUCAACAGCGUUACAAAGAGAAACAGAAGGAACUGGCCAAACUCCAGAGGAAACACGAUCACCAGAAAGAGGAGACUCCACGUAGUCCUGCACGUCGAGGGCCUGGCAGACCACGCAAACGUAAAUCAGCUCCUGGCCUUGGCCCCGGGACCUUUACAGAACCCCAGAAAAAAGUCAAGUUGGUGGGGUCGGGGCUAAAUCCACUGGAGGAGGAGCAGCAGGGAGGUGGAGACUCUCAGAGGAAGAAGAAAAAACUGUCCAGUAGAGGUUUUGGCCAUCUUAACUCUGCACAGAUGAAGUCACAGUGUUGUCGUAAGAGCAGUCUGCAUGGUCAACACAUGAAUCAACUCAAGCAAAAGAUUGCAGGUGGACAAACCACCUCUGGAGCUAUGUCCCAGGACAGGGAGUCUUCCUCAGCCUCUAAGAGUAAUUCCAAAGCAGAGUCCACACACCUCAGCACAGCCAAUGAGUCUGAGAGCCUAAGCGAUACAGGCACCAGUGGGGACAGCGGGGCUCAGGAAUGCUGGAAGAGACACGAGCCUGCAGCCGUCAAACGAAGCAGGAAGAAAAGUUCUGGAAAAGCAGCGUGUUUGCAGGGCAGGGGACAGGAAGAGAACGAGGAUGGGGAGACGUCCUCCCCAGAGAGUGAGUCCUCUGAGCAAGAGGAAGAUGAAGAGGAAGGCAGUUAUGGAAGUGAGGAAAGCCAAGACAUCAAAGCUCCAGCUUUCAAGGAUUUAUCGUUCAGCUUGUCUGCCACAGGCCCCUCCCAUUUCUCCAUCGUCAAACUGGAAGCCAAUCAGAAGGCAAAGAUUAAGCGGGAACGGCAGGAACUUUACGGGUCUCAGCUUCACUCUGUAACAGAAGGGGACGUGAAGGUUAAGCAGCGGGCUUCUUGUCGACCCCUCCCUAUAACGGUCUCCAAAUCCCCAUGUGUCAGAAGACGACCAGGCCGGCCCAGACUGCAGGACAAAUGCUGGUCUGGGAUCACAGGCAGGCCGGGUCAUUACAGAAAGAGUGGCGGACUCCUCUCUUUCCCCAGCUGCAGCAGUGAGCGGUUAAAGAGAGCUACAUGCAAGACCUCCAUGCUGAGAGCCACGGUAAGCAACAGGAGAAGUUACUGGUCGACAGGGGCUCAAUCUCCAGAUAGCGAUUAUAACGGCAGCACUCGGAGAACCAGACUGAGAGAGUCUAAAGGUCGAGCGGUCAGCCGUCUGUUAGAGAGCUUUGCGGCAGACGAUGGGUUCCACCUGGGUGAAGACAGCAGCUUCUCAGAUGAGGAAGAGGAGAGGAAGUGUUCAUCUCACAUCAGAACUCCUCCAGCACCUCCAAACUGUGUGCUAACCAAAGAACUGCUGACUGAUGGACUGAAGAUUCUAAUCUCUAAAGAAGAUGAGCUUCUGUAUGCAGCUCGUUUGAGACCUAUGGAGUCUCCAGAUGUCUACAGCAUUGUUUUAGAUGGGGAGAGAGGAAACCGGCCCAGAAUCUACUCCCUGGAGCAGCUCUUGCAUGAAGCGGUGUUGGACGUACGCCCUGAAAGCGAGGCUGUGCUAACAGAGGGGACUAGAGUGUGUGCUUACUGGAGUGAGCGCUCACGAUGUCUUUACCCGGGAUAUGUACAAAGGGGUGGUGCUGGUGAUGCAGGUAAACCUGGUGGGGUUAUGGUGGAGUUUGAUGACGGGGACAGAGGGUGGAUAUCGCUAUCCAAUAUUCGCUUCCUUCCACCCGAUUACCAAAUCCAGUGUGCUGAGUCAGACACGGUGCUGGUUUCUGUUAGACAGUUAGGCAGAAGCAGCUCAGUGCAAGAGAAUGGGACUCUGAGUGAGAGGACAGGCAGAUCCAAAGCUCAGAAGAAACCAGUCAGAGGACCAGGGAGGCCUAAGGGUUCAGGGCUGAAGAAGUCUAUCUCAAACAAUGUGGCAAAGAGCUCAGCAUCUGCUUUGACCUGGCCAUCAGUAGCUGCACCCAGGAGGAGAACACCAGUAAACUUUUUCCAGCUCAAUGGAUCAGCCUCGAAGAAAGCCUUGAGAGGCAGGGUACCGGAAACAUCUCUUCGACCGUCAGUCUCCAUGACGACACCAGCCAAAGGUCUCUUUAGUAGUAGUUCCUUUGAGGUGGACUCAUUCAGCAGCAUAGCCAAUGGUUAUUCAUCCUUUGGUAUGUCACUGGAGGGCAAAAACACCUCUUACGUUCAAAAAAGGAGAACUGAGGAGCCAGCAACAACUCGGGGUAGGAAAGCAGAAAUUCUAGUGAAACUGGACCAUGAAGGUGUAACAUCUCCAAAGACUAAGCGUAGCAAGGCUCUGCUGUUGCUAGGAGCUUCAGGUUUUGGCUCCAACGGUGUAGGUGGUCUGCCCAGGUCGGACACUUAUUCCCACCCAGUCCUGCUUGUCAAGGACGAUAGGAAAGGUGAUGGUUCCCGUGCAGAGCUCUUGCUAAAAGGGAGUCAGGUCCAGAGGAAGCCCUCACCGUCCUUGCGCAUGAAUGAGUAUGGAGACCUAAACCUCGGCUGCCAUAGAGACUGCCACAUCUCCUACUCGGAAAUGGAUGAGGAAGAGGAAGACCAAAGAAGGAGUACGGGCAGUGCGGCACUUGCUCAAGCCUCUGGAGGUUUGAGAACAGCUGGCCGAUUUCUCUCGAGCAUCUCAGUUUCGUCAUCUUCCUCAGGUUCCUCAAGCUCCACAAGCUCUGGUUCUCUCUCCAGUUCUAGCUUGUGUUCCUCUGACAAUGACUCGUCAUAUAGCUCGGAGGAUGAGGAGAGCUCCACGCUGCUGCUGCAGAACUGCUUGACCACACACCACUCUCUGCCCCAGACCACUGAACCUCCUGCUAGACCUCCACGACACUCGUUUGUGGCCAAAGCUGUGGCCAUGUCCAGUGCCAAAGAAGGCAACCACAGUGUUAACAGCAAGCCACCAAAGAGGAAAGAAUAUCCCAGCUCAGUCUCCAAAAACUCAAAGGAGCUGCUUAAGAGGCAAAGGCAGACAGACCAGACCAAGCCCAAAGUGUCACCCAUCCUGCCAUCUAGACAGCUGUGGAGGUGGUCUGGAAACCCCACACAGCGGCGUGGAUUAAAGGGUAAGUCCCGGAAGGUUUUCUACAAGGCCAUUGUACGAGGCAAGGACAUGGUUCGGAUAGGAGACUGUGCUGUGUUCCUUUCGGCUGGUCAGCCUCAUCUACCACUAAUUGGACGCAUUGAGAGUUUCUGGGAAUCGUGGCAGAACAGUAUGGUCGUGAAGGUCAAGUGGUUCUACCACCCAGAAGACACCAAUCUUGGCAAGAGACACCGUGAUGGCAAACAUGCCCUGUACCAAUCAUGUCAUGAAGAUGAGAAUGACGUCCAGACAAUCUCUAAUAAGUGUCAGGUUGUCACCCGUGAGGAAUACGAGCAUUUGACCCGCAACAGGAAGUCCGAUGGAAGCUAUCAUGACCUGUACUACCUGGCCGGCACCUAUGACCCAACCAGCGGCCAGCUGCUCACUGCAGAUGGGAUGUCCUUACUCUGUUAGCACUGCAUUUGCUAAUCCAAGUAUACUACUGGGUUGUCUGUGGUUCGGUUAGUGUGCACUGGACACUCUGAAAGAGGACCAGGAGGUAGUGUACCGCCCUACAUACCCAAACACUCUGUCAACUCUGGGGAGAAAUCUGGAUGCUUCCCCUAGCGAUACCUUAUCAGUAUAGGCACUUUGUCCAUCGUCCUAAUUCUCUUCUGAGUUCACCUAACAGACAUCUAACAGACUAUGGUCUUAGACCACCAAAGCAGAACACUUGGUUUGGAGAACAUGGCGUCUAACUGAGAAGACUUGUGCCAUGUCAGAGGAGGAGACGUGUGGAGCGUUCUCUGCACACCACUUUCAUGAUUCCAGGGAUAUUUAAGUACAUAUAGAUCUAAAGAUAUAUUAAGUUCAUUUAUUUGUGUAUAUACAGUAUAUAGGGAAUUAUUUCCUAUCAAGCCAUACACUUAAGUACCUCUUAACAUGUCUUUUUAUUCAGGUGUAUAUUGUACAGGUCACUUGGCUUUUUUUCUUUUUUCUUUUGACAUGGUUGUCUAUAUGUAUAUAUGAAACUAUUUUAUAUAAGUGUAAUGUACAGAGGCUGUUUUGAUUGGUUUAUUUUUGUAUAAGUGGCUGACAUGGUAGAUGUUGUUGAUUUCUCUCUAAGAGGGUGAGCUGAAGAUGUAUGUAUUGCACUGCAAAUGGCCUGCUGAGACAGUGAGGGGUUUGGGUUCCUGCCCUGGUCUUACACGGAACAUCAUAGCUCUAUCGGCUGCACUAUGGGUGUUUGUUUCUCUAAUGUCUAACUCCUGUUUGUUGUUGACUAUAUUUGCAGACUCAAAACACUUUAGAGCUAAAACGAAGGGAAAAUGUCUUGUAACACUUUAAAAUCGUUCCACAAAAUGUGUAUUACCUACCAGUAAGAAUUUGCUAUCAGUAAUUCAAUUAAAUCAGUAUUGGAAAUGAUGGAGUCUACAGAGAAUAGAAAAGAAGAAAUGUCCAGGUCAUAUUACCCCCACCCGAACCCACCCCCCACCACCCCAUCAUGCAAGGAAUUGAAGCCUAUUUUGGGAACAUUAUGAUUUUUUGCACUGUGACAUUAUUUCCAAUUAAGCAGAUAUUCCCCUAAAUUUAUUUUACUGUAAUGUGAAAAGGUAACACUUUAUUUUGAUGGUCCCAAGUAGAUAUUUAACUGAAUAUAAGUGACUUAUCAACUGACUUGCUAUAGCUAGUAAACAGUGUUUCAACAAGAGAGACCUUUGACUUUUCAGUACACUUUCAGUAGCCUGUAUAUAGAUCUCUAUUAAUGACCUUUUAAUGAACUGAUGUUCUCAACAAUAAUGUAAGUAGGUAAUUAAUAGAGAUCUAUAUACAGGCUACUGAAAGUCACAAAGUAGACAAAGUUUGUGGCGAAGAAGUCACAAUGCAAAAACAAAAAAAAACAAAAAAAACAAAUAGGCUUAAUUUUCUUAAAGGUGCACUCAGUAACUUUUGUCUUUGUGUCAUCUUGGACACACAGUGACACCUAGUGGUUACUGAGAUUAAGUGAGUAGUAUUCAGCUGGUCAUGUGAUUCUAAAAUGGCCGCCCCCAUGUGUGGACCCUCUCCAUGUAGAAUAAAACAGCUUUUAUAAGGUUAGUGAUAUGACUGGAGUCUUCAUUUUAAUGUGAGUGCUCAUGAUGUCAUACAUAUAUUGCAGAAUUCAUGUCUUUAGUAGUUCAACUUUUUAAUGAGGAAAAAAUUACUGUGUGCACCUUUAAAUGUAAAAUAGAAUGUAUUAUUCCUUCUUUUUGAUUUUAUGUUAUAAUAUGACCUGCAUAUGUUCUGGACAGGUUUCGUGAGAUUCACUCAAAAUACUGAAAUUGAGAAUCAGAUGAAACUGAAAAGUACAUUCAAAUUUCAACAUGUGUUAUUUACUGUGUUAUUACUGUAUCUGAUGCAUUUUUUGUUAUCAAAUGCAUCCUGCACUGUGUUUACAUAUUGCUUUGCUUUUUAUUUUAGCACUAAUUAAAAAGUGGUGUGUCUGUUAAGGGUGCGUGAGACCUGAAUCUGUAGUCUUAGUAUCCCAGGGUCUGGGCGCUAAAACAAGGGACUGUUGGAGCACUAGGCACAGCUGCUGUUGGUAGAGUAGUUGGCAUACAGUGAGACUGUUUCUCAUGCACUCAUUUCUCACUGUGAGCGACAAUCGCAUUCAUGCAUGGAGCGUCCACUGUUUGAAAGGCUCACACAAUCACAGCAUUUCUUUGUUUGUGCCACACUAAAAAAAAAAAUCUGAUUAUGCAAACUUCACUGUACAAGUAUUAUUUUUGUAUUUUGUUGCUUUUUAAUCAUUAGUGUUUGUUUAUUUAUUGUCAGUGUUGCUGUUUCAUCAUAAAACCAAUAGAUAUGAAUGAAAAUGUCUUAUUUGAUGGGAUCGGUUUAAAGGAAUAGUUUACAGUUCACCAGUUCAUCAUUUACUCACCCUCAUGUUGUUUCAAACCUUUAUAUCUCAGCGUUUGAUUUGACCUUCCAUUUUCAGUGGGAUAUACUGCAAUGUACAGGAAAAAUAUCAACCAAAAUGUUUAACAUCUCUUCAGACAUUACUAUACCUAUAUUUUUGCUAAAAUAUUUUAACGUACAAUGAGCUUUCCAGGUUAAAUGAACACUAGAGGUGCAAGUAAAAUGGCUUAUUCACAUUCACAGAAAUCUCGAGUAAAACGGCAGAUUAUGAGUUCAUAAACACAGGAACUCUGUUCCUCACACAAUGCUAUCUGAUAUCGAAAAUGUUUUACUAUAGCGCAUGACUUGUAAGGUGACACAUUAUAACAUUUGCAUUACUCAUAAUCAACUACAUUUACAAGGUUGUUUGAGUCUGAUCAAAUUGCACGGCAGCACAACUUUUAUGCAUUGCACAUAUUAUGCAAAGCUGCGGAGUCCUGAAGAGCAUAAGAGUCAACAUGUGAGCCAAAAGUGUCUUAGAAGCACCACAAAAUGACAUGGUUGCCUCAACAAUUGCGUUUUUAAUCAAAGAUUUGCUUUAAUGACACUCAGUUAGGUUUAGGUUUAUGCUUUGGGGUAGAGAGGUAGGUUUAAUCGAUUUCUCAUCUGUUUGGAAGAACCUUUAACUCGCUUUUAGCCCAACACAGUGGACAUUUCACCUCAGAACUGCUGCGAUACAUGUAAAGGAACCCUGCUAUAUUAAAAAAAUGCAACAAUAAUUUUUAUUUCCAAGAUUGUUACGUUACUGUGUCUAUGUUGUUGAUAACUGGACACCAUUCAACAUGAAGUCAUGUGACAACAGUGUAGCAUACUACUAUUUAGUAUAGCAUAAUGCAUUCUGUUUCACAAACUAUAUUCCAAAAAUAGUAGGUUGUUAACAGUGUUCAGGAAGUAGUAAGCUAAUAUUCCAUUCCAUUAUGACAUUAGACUAUGGUUCAUGUAUUAGAACUUGAUUAGGUUUGAUUAUUUAUAAAACUCCUCAAGUCUGUGUUUUUGUGUGUGAGCAAGUAUGUGUGCCUUUUGUACUUUGCCUUUAUGUUAGACUGUUUUGACACAGGAGGGCACUGGAUAGAGUCAUGAAUGUAUUAGCAUAAGUUAAGCAUGCGUAUUAUCUUAAGACCUGUCUGUAAGUCUUUACAAACAGAACUAGAGUUGCUAUUGGUUACAAUCUCCUUUAAAAUCAGGUUGAUUUUUUUCAAAUUGAUUAGUGUUCCAAAUGAAGAUCAUUUUUUGUUGUUGUGAGGGAACAUGGGUGUUCAGAUCAGCAUGUCUGAUCUUUUACAAGAGCAGGUCACUUGCCCACGGCAAAGGUGCAAUACUACUUUGGCUAAAUAUUUUAACAGCUCUUGACAUUUUGAGGCUUUUUGAAAUUGCUGACAGAUAACAGAAAUCACAAGGGGGACGCAGGAACGUCUGUCCUAUUAAACAGCUUUUUUAUAUGUCGGUUUUGCUUUAUGUGCGAAAAAGCCACGAGGUAUGUACUUAUAUUACGCUUGUCUGAGAGUGUUUUUGAGUACUGAGAUGUUCUUACAGUGUUAAUGAAAAAUGAUGUAUAUCUUUAUAAUUGUUUAUUUUAUUUCAUUGUAUUUUUCUUUUCUUUAAAAUGUUGUAAAGUUUGUAAAUGUGUAAAGUAAGGUUUGGUUUAUGGGUAAACAUUUUACAAAAAACAAAAACAAAAAAAAAAUAAUGAGUAUCAACUGUAAACGUGGUUUAGUAUUAAAAGUUUUUUUAUA